Triticum dicoccoides is the source of this 989-nucleotide messenger RNA. RefSeq names its product ADP-ribosylation factor-like protein 2. The coding region runs from base 200 to 757 and encodes 185 amino acids. The record is from RefSeq and is a predicted model, not a curated record. Gene Ontology annotation, molecular function: GTPase activity; GTP binding. NCBI's taxonomy places the organism in Eukaryota, Viridiplantae, Streptophyta, Magnoliopsida, Poales, Poaceae. The transcript is spliced from 6 exons.
UUCACAACGGAGCUCACUCAGAUUCAGAAGCCAUCACCGUCACCGUCGCCGCCGCCGCCGCCGCCGCCGCCGUCCUCGCCUGCACGCCUCUCCUCGAGAUCCGCCUCCGCCUGUCCCCGUGCGCGGCCACGAUCUCACGACCCCGAGCCCUACCCUGCGCCUCCCGCCUCCGGUCUCCGAUCCUCCUCCUAGCUCCAGAAUGGGUCUCCUCAGCAUCAUCAGAAAAAUCAAGCGCAAGGAAAAGGAGAUGCGUAUUCUCAUGGUCGGCCUCGACAACUCGGGUAAGACGACAAUUGUGCUCAAGAUAAAUGGGGAGGACACCAGUGUCAUCAGCCCUACUCUUGGCUUUAAUAUCAAGACCAUCCAGUACCAAAAGUACUCGCUGAACAUAUGGGAUGUUGGGGGGCAGAAGACCAUCCGUUCGUAUUGGAGGAACUACUUCGAGCAGACUGACGGUCUAGUUUGGGUGGUUGACAGUUCCGAUGUCCGAAGGCUCGAUGAUUGCCGUGCUGAGCUCCACAAUCUUUUGAAAGAAGAGAGACUGGCUGGAUCAUCGCUGUUAGUUUUCGCGAAUAAGCAGGACAUUCAGGGCGCUUUGAAGCCCGACGAAAUCGCCAAGGUUCUGAACCUUGAAGCGAUGAACAAGGACCGGCACUGGAAGAUCGUCGGCUGCAGCGCCUACACCGGGGACGGCCUGCUCCAGGGCUUCGACUGGCUGGUCCAGGACAUCGCCUCCCGCAUCUAUGUCCUCGACUGAAACAACAACCAAACUCUGGACAUUUAGCCAUAUGCACCACUGUUAUUGGUUACACAGCCAUAGGCAUGCUGCUGCUUUGGCUGUCUUGUAACAUGUAUGUAAUUUGAUAAGUUUGAACCAAACCAUAGAUGAUGACACUUUUGUUAUGCAAUCUCCUUGCUCAGUUGGAUAGCGUUGGAGACGGCAAGUUUUGCAUCUUAUUCAGCACAGAACACAAGAUCCUUGGAUUGAA